Molecule: messenger RNA, 777 nt
Organism: Soboliphyme baturini
Lineage: Eukaryota; Metazoa; Nematoda; Enoplea; Dioctophymatida; Soboliphymatidae
Source: the annotation of a GenBank genome assembly
AUGCUUGCCGAAUUGCUCGGAACCGUCUUGCUAGCGCUUGGAGACGGAGCCAUCGCACAAAUGGUACUCAGCAGAGGUCAGGCCGGAAGCUUCCUUAGUGUUAACCUUGCGUAUGGCUUCGCCGUCGCGUUCGGUGUCUACGUAUGCUGCGGCGUUUCAGGUACUGCUAUCCUAGCAUUGAUGUCUGGUCGUUUGUUUCCAUAUUACUUUACUAAAUGGUCUUUUCUCCCGUUUUACUGGAUCGGGCAAUAUAUUGGCGGAUUUUGCGGAGCGGUUAUAGUAUACUUCGUCUACAAAGGUACCUCUUACAUGGUGACCGGACCAAAUGCGACGGCUAACAUUUUCGCUACCUACCCUGCCGCUUACCUGAGCACUGGAGGGGGACUACUUGACCAGAUCGUUGGAACGGCUGUCCUCCUCGCUUGCGUCUUAGCCAUUUUGGACCAGCGAAACACACAGGUCCCAACGUACUUCGCUCCAUUACUGAUCGGUUUCGUGAUUAUGGUCUUGGGUAUGUCGUAUGGAUUCAACAGCGGCUAUGCGCUGAACCCUGCUCGAGACCUUGGCCCUCGCCUGUUUACGCUGAUGGUCAGAUGGGGUUCGGAAUCGUUCACCGCGUUCCGCUACUGGUUUUGGGUGCCGAUCAUUGGGCCACACAUUGGGGCGCUGGUCGGCUCUCUGAUUUACAUCGCUUUCGUCCAGCUGCACUGGCCGAGAGGAGAACCUCAGCUGUUGGAAGCAAUUGAAAUCAAGUCUCCUUUGAGAGGCCACUAUUAA